Rotaria sordida is the source of this 2133-nucleotide messenger RNA. Lineage: Eukaryota; Metazoa; Rotifera; Eurotatoria; Philodinida; Philodinidae. The record is from the annotation of a GenBank genome assembly.
AUGGAACAAAGAAAACGAUCACAAAACAACCAUAAUAAUGAUUACCACAAUAUCAAACGGAUAAAAAUAAGAAUACCACAAAAUUUGCGAAGUAACUGUUUAACAAGAGAUUCCAUUACUACUUUUGAAGAUCUCUCCAAUGAACUUAUUUAUGAAAUAUUUGAAUAUCUCGAUUUUUAUCAUGUAUUUGAAACUUUUUACGAUCUCAAUAAACGAUUUCAAGAUCUUUUUAUUCAUUCAAAUCUUUCAAUUAAAAUUAACAUUUCAUCUAUAUCAAAAUCUAAAUGUCAACGUUAUUUAACACAUUUUAUCAUGCAUCAAACUCAUCGAAUUAAAACAUUACGACUAUCAAAUCCAUUUGCAACUGAUAUGACUUUGUUAUUAUUUCCAAUAAUAACAAAUUUAACUCGACUUGAAUCAUUAAUUAUAACUAAUAUUGAAUCGAAGUAUAUUAAACAAAUUAUAAAUCAUUUAUCUUCUUUACCUAUGUUAUCCUUAUUAAUCAUUAUAUCUAUUGAUACUAUUAAAAAUCAAAAUGGUAUUUAUCAAAAAAUAUUUCGUUUACCUGCAUUGAAGUAUUGUCAAAUGUUCUUUAAUAUAUUACGAGAGCGAAAACAUUUGCAUUUACCUACAAAUGAAUUCAGUCUUAUCGAACAUCUUGUCAUUAACGAUCAGAUUUUGAUUAAUCAACUUGAUAAUUUAUUAUCAUGUGUUCCUCAAUUACGUCGUUUAUCAUUGAACAAUUUAUAUGGGUUUUCACACGAUCGAACAUUGACGAAAUCGAUUACUUUAAAUUAUUUGACACAUGUGUCUCUUAGAUUGUAUGCAGUUCAUUUUGAAGAUUUUGAAUCAAUAACUAAAGAUUUUUUUCAUAAAGUUGAAAUUUUACGUAUUUAUGUACGUUGUCAAUCGGUUCAUUUAUCGAAUACAGAAUAUUUAAAUGGUAAUCGUUGGGAGCGAUUAAUAUCAACUCAUAUGUUAAAUCUACGUAUCUUUGAUUUUCAACAUCAAGAUCACAUAUAUGAUUAUAAAGAUGAUACAUUAACAUAUGAAACUCACAUCAAUAUGUUCAAUUCAUCAUUUUGGAUAAAACGACAAUGGUUCUUUGAAAGUCAAUGGUAUACGAAGAAACAUUAUGGUAUUCUCACUUUCUAUUCGACAAAUCCAUAUAGGAGAAAAUAUUAUGAUUUGUGUCGUAUCUUAGGAGAAAAUGUUGAACUUCAUGGUCUUGAAACUAUAGAUAAUCGAGCUCAACAUAUUUGUAUCCAUGAUACAAAUGCUAUGGAAACAUUCAUGGGUAACUUUCGAAAUGCUACUGAAUUAACUCUCUUCGAAACGUUUAAUAUAUGUCGUAAUUCGAUUGUAACAGAUCUCAAUCGUAUUAUUCCUUUAAAACAACUCUCUACACUAUCUCUUGACUACCAUCAUUUAUCUUUUAAGAAAGUAAUCGAACUACUUGGUUCUACGCCACGUCUUCAUACACUGAAACUUAAUUCGAUAUCACUUUUUCGGUUAGAUCCUGCUUCGAUUCAACAAAAUCCAAUAUUUUCAAUCGUAUCCAUCACGAAUACUAUAAAAAAUGUGACACUUAAUCAAAACAUUACAUUAGAAAAACUUGAAUUAAUGAUUAAUCUUGUUCCUCGAUUAGAAUAUCUUACAAUUAAUUUAAAUGAGCAAGAUUUGAAAUCUGUAACACGAUUUUUAUUAUCGAACCGUGAUAAAAAUACUCGUCAUUUAUCUUUAUUAUGUAUUUCAAAACAUCAUAAACAUAUGGUAGAGAAUAUGAGACUUCUGAUCCAAAAAGAAAAACUUCUUGAUGACUUCACUAUAAAAGUUCCAACAUCUUUUGUUGGUCUUCUUGCUCGAUGUCAAUCAGCAAAAGCACGCCUUGAUUAUGAAUGGGGUAUAAAAACAGUUUAUAUGGAUGAUUAUCCAUUAUUAUUAGAUGCUGCUGCUACUGGUCUUCGUAUAACUCAUUCACCAGCAACAGCUAAAGAUGAAUUAAAUGCAUUUUUUCAUGAACGUAUGCCAGGUGCAUGUGAUGAAAUAGCAAAUAAAAUUACAAAUCUUGAUCCAAAUCUUCAAAGUAUAUUAUUAGCUCAAUUACAAUGCAAUUUAUUUAUUGACAAAUAA